Messenger RNA from Aspergillus novofumigatus IBT 16806, 656 nucleotides. RefSeq names its product DUF1754 domain-containing protein. Bases 219 to 656 code for a protein of 145 amino acids. The transcript has 4 exons. NCBI's taxonomy places the organism in Eukaryota, Fungi, Ascomycota, Eurotiomycetes, Eurotiales, Aspergillaceae. Gene Ontology annotation, cellular component: nucleolus. The record is from RefSeq and is a predicted model, not a curated record.
GGUAUACGAGAUUUAUGAGCGGAAAUCUUGUGGGAUUAAGUAGAAUAUUUGAAGGCGAGGCGAUGGCAAGGGGCACGAUGCAGCAGGAACAUCGUCACUGAGACAUUUAAAAGGAAACGAACUGAAGCUCAAUAGAGACAGAUCCUAAGAUUUGGGAUCAAAGGGAGCAUUGAGGUCAAAGAGAGACCGCUCAAGAUGGUAGGACAUCAAAGAGUUCAAUGAGGCUGCCAUUGUAUCCUAAGGUAGUUUUCAGUAUGGCAAGAAGAUACCUUUGUCGCAACAACAAAAACGACCGGCGGGGCGGCAAACUCAAACUCAAAGGCUCCAAAGUCAGCGACGGCCGAGUAGAAAAGAAAAAGAAGAAGUCCAAGAAGAGCAAAUCCGACAAGGAGGGUGAGGUUGGUUCCGCGCCGCCCGAAGCUAGACACCCAGAUGAAGAAGGGAGGAGCGAGGACCACACCACACCUGAUGAACCGGGUGCAACAGUAGGCAAGACAGAGGCGGAAAGGAAGUACGAAGAGGCACGAAAGAAGAGGCUCUUGGAACGUCUAAAGCGGGAAGGAGUCAAGACUCACAAGGAGCGAGUGGAGGAGUUGAAUAAGUAUUUGAGCAGGUUGAGUGAGCACCAUGACAUGCCGAAGAUUGGACCCGGUUAA